AUGGACUGCACUCAGGCACAGAAGGUUCGGUAUGGAACUCAUAUGCUGGCAGUCGAAGCAGAUGAUUGGUGGCUAGAGACUCGCCAGAGAUUGGAAGUUGCUGGUGAAGAGAUUACUUGGGUUGUGUUCCGCAGAGAGUUUUUGAGGAAGUAUUGUCUUGAAGAUGUUCGUGGUAAGAAGGAGAUUGAGUUCCUUGAGCUGAAACAGGGGAAUAUGUCAGUGACAGAGUAUGCUGCAAAGUUCACUGAGUUGGCUAACUUCUACCCGUACUAUGAAGGAGCAGGUGCUGUAUUUUCAAAGUGCAUCAAGUUUGAGAAUGGAUUGCGCUCUGAGAUCAAGAAAGAUGUUGGGUACCAAAAGAUUCGUGUCUUUGCUGAUUUGGUUGAUAGUUGCCAGAUCUAUGAGGAGGAUAGUAAGGCUCACUACAAGAUCAUAAGUGAGAGAAGAGGUAAGCAACAUCAGAACCGCGGGAAGCCUUACAACCCCCCGGCUGAUAAGGGAAAUCAUAACGCAGUUGAUGCCAAGAAGCCAAGUGAGGGAGGAGCUUCUACCUCGGUCCAAUGCUAUAGGUGUGGUGUGAUUGGUCAUCGUGCCAAUGAGUGUCCUAGUGUUGAAAAGAAAUGUUAUAAGUGUGGAAAAACGGGACAUCUCCUGGCUGACUGUAAGAGUAAUACCGUGACUCGUUACAACUGUGGGGAGGAAGGCCAUAUUAGCACUAAUUGUCAAAAACCUAAGAAGGCUAAGUUCGGAGGAAAAGUCUUUGCUUUGACUGGUUCGAAGACCAACCAACAGGGAUGA
Vicia villosa (hairy vetch) is the source of this 798-nucleotide messenger RNA. RefSeq lists its product as uncharacterized. The transcript has a single exon. The record is from RefSeq and is a predicted model, not a curated record. Gene Ontology annotation, molecular function: zinc ion binding; nucleic acid binding. Bases 1 to 798 code for a protein of 265 amino acids. NCBI's taxonomy places the organism in Eukaryota, Viridiplantae, Streptophyta, Magnoliopsida, Fabales, Fabaceae.